UCUCUCUCUAAAAAAAAUUCUAAUUUUUUCUCUCUUUUUCUUUCUCACUCUCAAAACAAAACCCCAAAUCCAAACAAAACGCUCCUCUUCUUCAAAACCAUCAACAAAACCCGUGAAAACAAAAACACACUCUUUAUUCGCAACAACAAAACGCCACCGUUUUACUCACCAGCAAAAUCCAUAAAUUACUUACCCUAAUUUUAUAGAACCUUCUAGAAACUUACUUUCUUCAUCAUCAUGGAUUCUUCAUCUGGUGGUGGUGGUGGUGGUGGUUCAGGAGCACCUUCAGAACCACCAUCAACAACAACAACAAAUUCACCUACAGUUACUGUAACAACCGUACAACCGGAGGGAUCUUCACCACCACCACCAGCUCCACCAAGCCGUUACGAAUCACAAAAACGUCGUGAUUGGAACACUUUCUUACAGUAUCUACAAAAUCACAAACCGCCAUUGACGCUUGCACGGUGCAGUGGUGCACACGUGAUCGAGUUUUUGAAAUAUCUCGAUCAAUUCGGGAAGACGAAAGUUCAUGUAUCCGGAUGUCCGUACUUCGGACAUCCGAAUCCUCCUGCUCCCUGUGCCUGCCCGUUAAAACAGGCGUGGGGAAGCCUUGAUGCGUUGAUCGGACGACUCAGAGCGGCUUAUGAAGAGAACGGAGGCCGUCCUGAGUCUAAUCCGUUCGGCGCAAAGGCAGUGAGGAUUUAUUUGAGGGAAGUGAGAGAAGGACAGGCUAAAGCUAGAGGGAUUCCUUAUGAGAAGAAGAAGAGAAAGAGGUCUACAGUGACAGUUUCAGCUGUGAGUAGUAGUGGUGGUGGUAAUGAUGAUAGCGGCGGUGGUAACGGUGGUGCAGGUGACAACACUGUUGUUGGUGGUGGUACAACUGCAACUGAUACUGCUAAUGUUAGUACAGCCACCACUGCAGUAUAGUAAUAUCUUAAUUAUAUUUAUUAAUUUCUCCCCAUUUCUUUGUUUAAAAUUUUAUGUCUUUAAUUAGUUUUAAUUUUAAGGAAAUUAAUUGUGAUUAAAGCUUAUUAUUAUUAUUAUUAUUAAGUUACAUAUUAAUUAUUAUUAAUAAUAUUAUUAUGCCUAUUUUUCAUCAACAAAAAAUGUAGGUGUAUAUAUAAAUUUAUUAUUAUUGUUUGAUUAAUGUAUGCUUCAACUCAAUUUUCAUGAUUAUUCCAUGAAUUAGAAAUAUUCUGAGCAAGCUGGCAUUUAUUAA
Trifolium pratense (red clover) is the source of this 1222-nucleotide messenger RNA. RefSeq names its product protein LIGHT-DEPENDENT SHORT HYPOCOTYLS 6. The coding region runs from base 238 to 930 and encodes 230 amino acids. Gene Ontology annotation, biological process: mRNA transcription; response to light stimulus. Gene Ontology annotation, cellular component: nucleus. The transcript has a single exon. The record is from RefSeq and is a predicted model, not a curated record. Lineage: Eukaryota; Viridiplantae; Streptophyta; Magnoliopsida; Fabales; Fabaceae.